UUAAUUUGACUAUUUCAUUUAUGUGUGCUUUGAACGGUUACCUUUAUUACGGCAAAUUGUGAAUUUUUGUGUUGUGUAGUCAUUUUAAUGCAAAAAAAAACUCAAAACAAUUCCUAAAGAUUUUGCCAAACAUUACCAGAGAAUAUGUGGAAGGUGGAACUAUUUCUAUCGACGUGCUAACGAAGGGAAUUUUGAAUUUUUUGUGGUGAGACCACUGGCUGCUACUUCGAUACUUGCUCCUUCUUUUCAACAAUGAAUCUACUUUAUAUUAACAGGCAAUUCUUAUUAACUCAUUAACUGAGACGCAGACAGUGUCGGAAAAACAGAACAUUGUGUGAAUCAUUGGCCUAAAAAAUUUUAUUUCAAAUUCUAAGGACAAACCACAGAUUCUAUUGGAUUUAAGAGAGCGUUCAUUGGUAUUUAUGAGACCUAAUGUCACAGUUUUGCAGCGUAACUAUAUUUUUGAUCGUUCUUGGCUUUAGUGACGCUUCGAAAGUGGGUCUUUGUGAAGUUUGUUUGGACUCCAAUAAUGCAGCAUGUCGCAAUGAGAAUACUUUCUCCAUAUGUUAUGAUGGAAAAAUAACCUCAACCAUUACCCCGUGUCCACCCAACAGCGUUUGCACUACUGAUCGCCAAAUAUGUCGUCUAACCGCACAAGGUUUCACUCCCAUAUGUUAUGAAGAGAAUUGCAAUAAUUGCAAUAAUGGAGCCCUAUUCACCUGUCUGACUCAAACUACUUUUGGUAUUUGUAGCGGCCAUGCGAUAUUAGAAAUGCACUGUCCAGAGGGCCGUGUUUGCAAUAUCCACUCACAAGAACUUUGUGUACCUUAUGAGACAAACCAGCCGUCAUGCUUGAGUGUGUUUACAACACCAAAGCCAACUACAACAGAAAGCUCAAGCACCACAGAAUUUACCACAACAAGUUCUAGUACCACACUGCCACCACCCCUUGAUGCUAAUGAAUUUUGUGCAGGUAUUGGAAUAGCUGGAUAUUUCAAAACCAAUGAUCCAACUUGUAAAGAGUUUGCCUAUUGCUACAUAUUAUCUGGACAAUACUUGGGUUUAUAUUUUAAUUGUGAUGGAUACUACAAUCCUGAAACGACAAAAUGUCAAAAACAUCCACCUGCUGGUUGCGAAGAAACCCUAUAA
Stomoxys calcitrans (stable fly) is the source of this 1149-nucleotide messenger RNA. RefSeq lists its product as uncharacterized. Lineage: Eukaryota; Metazoa; Arthropoda; Insecta; Diptera; Muscidae. Bases 433 to 1149 code for a protein of 238 amino acids. The record is from RefSeq and is a predicted model, not a curated record. The transcript has 8 exons.